Molecule: messenger RNA, 3103 nt
Organism: Ahaetulla prasina
Lineage: Eukaryota; Metazoa; Chordata; Lepidosauria; Squamata; Colubridae
Product: torsin-1A-like
Exons: 5
Coding region: 526-1557 (343 amino acids)
Biological process (GO): protein localization to nucleus; nuclear membrane organization
Cellular component (GO): nuclear envelope; endoplasmic reticulum lumen; endoplasmic reticulum
Molecular function (GO): kinesin binding; ATP hydrolysis activity; ATP binding
Source: RefSeq, a predicted model, not a curated record
GUUUAGCAGAGUGAUGGCGUUUGGGAAAAAACUCUUCUUGUGUCUAGUUGUCAUGGUGUGCAAUGUGCACCAUAGAAGACGGGCAGCUAUUUAAAUUGAAUAAUAGAUAUUUGGGGAUCAGACAAGAGCAAGAGGAAAACCACGUCCUAGCAGGGAGAAAUAUGUCUCCCUCCCCCCCAAGAAUUUAUUGCAAUUCACACGAAGGCUGAAACGCGUGUCAGAACUUGGGAGCUCAGGUGGACGUGCAUUCAAGACUUGCGGGUUGAGAGUGAAGUCGAGACGAAGCGAUGUGGCUCGGUAACCCGGGUCUACUGAUCGUCAGAAGACCCAGAAGGUAGAAAUCCGUUCGGCUGCAAGCCAAGGAAGCAAAGCCACGCCCCCUCCCUCCGGCAGCCAAUGGCCCUCCCGUCCGGGUCGGCUUGCCCGGCGCAAAGAUGGCGCCUACGGGGCCGGAACUCGCCCGGGCGGAAGCGGAAGAGCGGCGCUGAGGUGAAGUAGGCGGCGGCCCAAGCGCGGCUGCCGGUGAUGAAGCCUCUCCGAGCGCCCGGGGCGGUAUGGGGCCUGGCCUUGGUGCUGUGGCAGCUGGGCCCGGCGGCGCGGGCGAUGGACCCGGUCACCGUGGGCAUCGCGCUGGCCGGCACCGCCUCGGCCCUCACCGGCCUCAUCUCCCUCCCGAGGCUCUAUUGCUACUUUGCCGAAUGCUGCGUGGAAAGGCCGGUGGCGAAGGUCGGGAGAGAUCUUAAGGACAAUCUGGGGAAAAAAGUCUUCGGACAACACCUGGUGUCCGAGGUGAUUGUGAAAGCCGUGACGGGGUUUUUGAUGAACCCGAAUCCGAAGAAACCCCUGGCUCUCUCCUUGCACGGAUGGACGGGGACGGGCAAAAACUUUGUCAGCAAGAUUGUGGCGGAAAGCCUUUACGACGAAGGGCUCAAGAGCAAAUACGUCCACCAGUUCGUGUCCACUCUGCACUUCCCACAUCAGCAGAACAUCAGUCAGUACAAGGACCAAUUGCAAACGUGGAUUCGUGGCAAUGUGAGCGCCUGCGGAAGGUCGCUCUUCAUAUUUGACGAGAUGGAUAAAAUGCACGCUGGACUCAUCGACUCCAUCAAGCCUUUUCUGGAAUAUUAUGAAGAAAUAGAUGGCAUCUCGUAUCGAAAAGCGAUUUUCAUUUUCCUCAGCAAUGCCGGAGCUGAAAAAAUAACCGAAGUGGCCCUCGAUUAUUGGAAGAGGGGAAAGAAGAGGGAAGAGCUUCCUCUGCAUGUUUUGCAACAGUCAUUGUCAAAUUCUGUGUUUAAUAACAAAAAUAGUGGGUUUUGGCACAGCAGUCUGAUCGACCGAAAUGUCAUCGAUUACUUUAUUCCCUUCCUGCCUCUGGAAAUCAGCCACGUGAAAAUGUGCAUCAGGUCUGAAAUGGAAUCGCGGGGCUACGUGGUCAAUGAAGACGUGGUCUCUCGGGUGGCCGAUGAGAUGACCUAUUUCCCCAAAGAGGAGCGAAUCUAUUCUGACAAAGGAUGCAAGACAGUUUACACAAAAUUAGAUUUCUGUUACGACGUCUAAAAUUGUUUUCCGCUUGCAACUUCAAAGAAGGGGGGGGAUGAACCUGUUCAGAGGACUCAAAAGAAACCAAAUUGAUUUCUCCCCCCCCCUAAGAUUUUAACCUAUGUAAAUAGGACAAUUAAUUGAGAUUGGGGAAGAGUUGGGAUCUUGGAAGUCUAAAAUUAUGGCUCGUUCAUUAAGAGAACAGUUUCUCAGUCCAUCUGUUGAAAAAUUGUUUUUAAUCAUGACUCCGUUUCGAUCCACGUCACGAGCUCUUUAGGGAACACGUCUAUCUGGAAGUGAAAAUGGUUCUAAUUGGGUAAUGGUUGAUACACAAAGUAUUCUGGGGUGUUUUUUUUUGGAAACAUUUGUGACUCCUAAGAAAUGAAGGAAUGUUUUUGAAUCUCUGCAUUUUUUAAAAAAAAAAAGAGUUCUACAAAUUGAAUCUUGAAUCUUUUCAGCAAUCUUGAGCUGACAUAGUACACUUCAAUAGAAAUGAUUCUUUGUUUAUCCCUCAAUCUGCUUUUAAAAAGCCUUUAUUCUGUAUCGAGACCAGUGUUGGUGCUAAAAAAAAAAAAGAAAGAAAAAAUAAUCUAGAAAAGUGAUCCAGCGCUGCCAGAAUUGUCAAGCAGCAAAAGAUUUAACUAUAUUCCAGGGAGAUAUUUUUGUAACUUUGGAAUAAAACACAGCUGCCCAUCUUAACUACUGCCCGGGCUGAAUAGCAGACAUAUUCUUAGUAUUCUGAGAAUCAUCCGCAAUUCCUUGAAGCAAGAAUUUAUCGGAACCAAUUCUGAAAGUGUUGCCUUCAUGCCAAGAAACAGAAUUUCUGAGAAUAUUUUAAUGUUGGUGUCUCUGCGAUCACUAGCAAAAUGUUCUUUUCCUCCAGCCAUCCAAAUAAAGUGGCUUUAUGAAGCAGCUUUCCUUAACAAGAAGGUAUUCUUCUCUUACGGCGGUUUGUUGAAAGUUCUGGAAUAUUUUUUGUGAAUAAACCAAAGCCAAGGCGGUUGGUUAAUUCUGAGGGUCGCUGUCCUACCCCGUCUGGAGAGCGCAACAUGGCGGAAUAUGUUGAGAGGGGCUUCAUUAAAAGUUCAACUUGUGUAGAUUGCUGCUGCCAUGGGAAAUGGGGUGGGAUUUUUAUUAUAUAGUGGAUUUGUUAAAUUUUGUAAGCCCUUUUUAAAAAGCCAUCCCCUUGCCUAGAUCUCCUAAACCAGGAGUCUCCAAUCCUCAGUCUGUGUAAUACAGUAUCCAAAAGAUCACAGUUGCAACUUUAUUCUAACACAUGAAGUGGAGAUCAGCCAAUUUUCUCAGUAGCUGGGUUUGCCCAACACAGCAUAAUCAGUCACCCACUUCAGGGUGCUCUGCGAAAGUAGCUUGUAUGGGUAAUUUACAGUUCAGUGUCAUGUAAGGGCAGAACAUCUGGUUAAUUCCAUAAACCACAUUUAUUAUUAUUAUUUAUUGAAUUUAUAUUGCCGCCCAUGGCGACUCAAGGCGGCUUACAAAAUGUAAAACCACAUUUAAAAACAGUAAAACUAAUUUUAAAAAAAUCAAACAAUGUAAUAAAAUCAUA